GCUUGCCUUCGGUUUCGUUUCUGGGCGGCCGGCGGCUGAGCGCGGCGAUGGCGGACCCGGCGGUGUGCGCUUUCCUGGCCAAGGUGCUGUGCGCCCAAGGGGGCCGCCUGGAGCUGGCCCAGCUGCCCCGCCACGUGGCCGGCCUCCCGGAGCAGCAGCUGCGCCAGAUCGUGCAGGAGGGCGCCCCCGAGAGGUUCCUGCUGGCCGGGGACCCCCCCGGGGUGGUGGUGGUCGCCACGGCGGUGCGCCUGUGCCCGCAGAGGGAGUGCGCCGGCUGCGAUCGCCUGCACCUUUGCAAGCUCAACCUCCUGGGCCGGUGCCGGGUCAGGGCUUGCAAGUAUUCUCACGACAUCCUCUCAGAGGCAAACCGGAAAGUCUUGAAGAACCACGAACUCUCUGGCCUCAAUGAAGAUGAGCUGCGUGUCCUUCUGCUCCAGAAUGACCCUUUCCUCCUGCCUGAUGUUUGCUUUGCGUACAACAAAGGAGACGGAACCUGCCCUCAGCAAGACGAUUGUAACAAGCUUCACGUUUGCCGCUACUUUCUCAAAGGAAGUUGUCGUUUUCCCAGAUGCAAGAGGUCUCACAACCUUUUGCAGCCAAAUGAGCUGAAGCUGCUACUUGCCGAAGGGGUGGAUGAUAAGAUGGCUUGGAAUAUCCAGACAAUCUGUACUCACAAAUGUGCUGAAUUGGCCAAAGAAUUAGGAACUCAUAAAGUGUGUCCCCCGAAUCGCCCAACUUCUACAAGUGGAGAAAAAAAGAAACCAAGUGCAGUAUUUCAGGAAGAAUACAAACCAUCUCCUGUUCAAGAUUCUCCUCCAUUCGUUUUUGUGAGCCGGAAUUUUCAGCAAAAUGCGGCAGGUGUAAAAGCCACUCCUACUGCUAAACCUCCUCAGAAUAAAAAGUCAAGUGAUGAGAUCUGUCUGUUCUACAUCUGGCAAUUCUGCAAACAUAGAAAUAACUGUGAGAUGAUCCAUUACCAUCUGCCUUAUCGAUGGCAAGAGUUCACUGGAACUGCCUGGAAUGACUUUGCCCAAAUGGAGGAAGUUGAAAAAGCCUAUUGUGAUCCUUCCAUUACAAGCCAUCCGAGUUUAAACAUCAAUUUCAAGACCAUGAUGUCUUACGUCAAUCCAGUUCGACGUCAGUCCACACCGUCAUCCGUCACCAAACUUGCCAAAUUUGUCUUCACAACCAAGUGGCUGUGGUAUUGGAAGAAUGACCAGGGCAAGUGGAUUGAAUACGGUCAACAGGAUGGACAGCGCCAAGGCUCCACAUUAAGUUCUGAUGAUCUGGAGAAUUUAUACUUGUCGCAGCCAGAUGGCACUUUCCAGUUCCAAGCGGGCUCCCAAAACUACGAAAUAAACUUUAAAGACAUGAUCCAGAAAAACCUGAACUUCCUAACCCAGAGAGAGGUCCGGAGGCGCCCAAAAUAUGUUUCCUCUGAAGAUGUGAAGAAAAAGAAAGGGGAGAGAUCGCUGAAGCGAAGACAGUGCACCUGUGAAAUAGAAGGUGACGUCAAACGCUACAGAGAGCAGUCUUCGGCAUCUAUCCCAGAAUCAAAGUAUCCCAGGGAGUGGGAUAAAUAUGCGCUUCCUGAAAUUGGGUACAAGGCAGUGGAGCUCAACAAAAUCUGUGCUGAAUACACAACAAUUGAGAACCUCUUUCAGAAGACGAUGAGCGCUUAUGUCAUCCACAGCAUCCGGAGGAUUCAGAACCCGUCCCUUUGGCAAGUCUUCCAGUGGCAAAAGGAGCAAAUGAAGAAGAAGAGAGGAGGGAAGGAGAUCGAGGACAAGCUGCUGUUUCAUGGAACCACCAGUUCCAAUUUGGAAGCCAUCUGCAAUGACAACUUUGACUGGAGAAUAUGUGGCACCAACGGGACAGUCUAUGGGAAAGGAAGCUACUUUGCUCGAGAUGCAAAGUAUUCCCACAACUACUGUCCACCGGACGCCAAGGUGAAGAGUUUGUUCGUGGCUCGUGUUCUGGUGGGUGAUUUCGUGGUUGGGCAUUCAACUUACAAUCGCCCGCCUUCAAAAUCCUCUGACGGGACCAACUGCUACGACAGCUGCGUGGAUAGGAUGAUGGACCCGUCCAUCUACGUCAUCUUUGAGAAGCAUCAGAUUUACCCUGCAUAUGUGAUCAGUUACAGUGAAGAAAAGAAGUGUAUUUUAGCAUAAAUGAUGAAAAUGUUGUGAUGCGUGCAGUUUUGCAACAUUUAAGGGGUAAAGCAGCAAUCUUUGCCUCCCAAAAUGAAUUAAGAAAUGUUGAGGAACCUAGGAACUAUAUAUUCUCAAUUUUAAUAAUGGAUAAUAUCAAUACGUACUGCAAUCAGGAAAAGUUGAUGGAUGAUUCUUGGGAAAAUUAACCAGUUUCUACUAGCAAUUUCGUACUUUUAAGACAGUUAAUAAUUUAGAUUUUAAAAUUCAAUGUUACACGAUAUGUAUGGAUGGGUGUUGUACCCAUCAAAUGAUGUAUGACGGAUAGGCGUAUAUGUUCUCCGUCUUACUUAACGGAUGCUAAUUUUCAUUGUACCAGGGACGCGUUCAGCGUGGCUGUGUCAAAAGAUACAGCUGUUGAUCCUGGCAGUGAAUAGUAUGCGAGAUGUUUUGCGGGUUUCUGAUAAUCUGUAUUCUAUAGAUUAGUCUACAAUUACAGGUUAAUUGCAAAUAGUUAAAAUGGUUUGGUCAGAGACAGCCUAGCUCAAAUAUGUUUGGCCACUCCAUUACAAAAUUGCAAUCGAACACACGAAUACUUCUCUUGCCCAGUAGUUUGAAUAGUUAGAAUACUCGGUUUGAAUACUGGUUUGAAUAGUUAGAAUACUCGGCUCAAGCUGUCCUGGGCAAAUGGACUAUAUCUGCAUCUAGUUAUUGCUGAGAAGUUCUACCUACCAGUAACUGCAGCAUAGGUGGUCAGAAUAGUCACCCUGCCAGCCAGAGAAAACAUGCUGCAGGCAAAGGUAGUAAGACUUGCUCUGUUUUCUACAGGACGUCGUGAUUACUUGGUGGGGUUCUCAUCUUUAUUCUGCAUUCUCUCCCUUCAGGCUCUUCCUAGGUAUACAUUGCUGCAAAAUAGGGGGUGUAGUUUGUAGGGGAAAUUACUGUAGGUUAAGAUGAAUAAAUGCUUGUGUAACAGUUUUGAAAAAAAUAGUUUUAAAAUCAUUUUUGAGGA
This is a messenger RNA of Sphaerodactylus townsendi, 3162 nucleotides long. Its product is annotated as zinc finger CCCH-type antiviral protein 1-like. The record is from RefSeq and is a predicted model, not a curated record. Gene Ontology annotation, molecular function: NAD+ poly-ADP-ribosyltransferase activity; metal ion binding. The transcript is spliced from 14 exons. Lineage: Eukaryota; Metazoa; Chordata; Lepidosauria; Squamata; Sphaerodactylidae. The coding region runs from base 48 to 2171 and encodes 707 amino acids.